Messenger RNA from Triticum turgidum subsp. durum (durum wheat), 423 nucleotides. The record is from the annotation of a GenBank genome assembly. Lineage: Eukaryota; Viridiplantae; Streptophyta; Magnoliopsida; Poales; Poaceae.
AUGGCCGUCAUGGCUUUCGCUAAUGGUCUCAAGUUAGCUGCCCUCUGUGUGCUGGUCCUGACCAUGGGCCAGAUGAUGGCAGUUACUGAUGCGUCGGCUCGGCUUUUGCAGUUCGCAAAGCAGGAGCGCUCAACCUCUGAAAAUUGUCUCUGCAGCCCUGCUACAUGGUGGUGUUGCCCUCCAGCAAGCGGAGUCGCAAAACCCUCCGAGGAUUGCCUCUGCAGCCCUGCUACAUGGUGGUGUUGCCCUCCAGCAAGCGAAGUCGCAAAACCCUCCGAGGAUUGCCUCUGCAGCCCUGCUACAUGGUGGUGUUGCCCUCCAGCAAGCGGAGUCGCAAAACCCUCUGAGGAUUGCCUCUGCAGCCCUGCUACAUGGUUUUGUUGCCCUGAAGCAAGUGGAGUCGCAAAACCCUCCGAAGAUUGA